AUGCUUUGCAACUGGUGUCAAAACGAUCGUCAGGUGGUUUUCUGCGAAGGAUGUGAUAUGUACUUUUGCGACAAUUGUUGGCAGAUCCUUCCGCACCACAAAACCAACAAGCCCGGACCCGGCGGGAUCCCUCACAGUAAAUCCGACCCUCGGAUCGUCGAAAAGGUGAAGCAGUGGAUGGCUGAACCUCAGAAUGAAGAAGAUGAACAUGAACAACACGAGAAUGACGAGGACUCCUUGUGGUUUGGUGUCAGCAAAGACGGGGAAGGCAACCCAAUCCUGGAAGUUUACCGGCGCUAUGCGGCCAUAAUGAUGGACACCUUCAAGGAAGGAUUGCCAAAUCGAUAUCCUGGACUUGUGUCCGUCGUUGGCCAAACAGGUGCGGGAAAAAGUACACUGAUACGCCUACUCAUCGAUCCGGUGAAUCAUCCAACUUCUGUUGAGGAGUCUGGAUCGGUGGCUGUGCCGAUUCUAGGACGCAGUGACUGCGAUGUUCCGACAUCAUCUGAUGUCCAUCUCUAUAUCGAUCCCAAAACGCAAAAGAGCGACAGACCAAUACUACUCGCAGACUGUGAAGGCUUCGAAGGAGGGGAAAGAGACCCAAUUGCGCAGGCUGUCACAGUUGGAAGACACCAUGCAUCGGCAAAAGGCAGACGAUCACUCUCCCGUGUCGCCCGUGCCUCCAAGAUAAACUUGAAGUGGGCAUCUAGAAAGACACCCGACCACGAACGAACCAGCAAACGCCAAUACGCCGUGACUGAGAUGUAUCCUCGGAUAUUUCAUGCAUUCUCCGAUGUCAUAGUCUUUGUCUUGAAUAAUCCAAAGACAUUAGAGGACGUUUUUGAAAAACUGUUGAAGUGGGCGCAUGCAAACCACUCGGCCUCCAUCAAUCUCCCGAGCAAACCACAUGCUGUUAUUGCCAUCAACAAAUCAAGCAACUCCACUCCCAAUAGUCAUUGGAGCAGUGCAACCGCGACAGAUGAGGCAUUCAAGUCCAUGGACGCACAGCUUCAGAAGAACAAAACAUUUCAGAAGUAUGCCGCGCAACUAGCAGGUCGCAGAGAAAUCGAUAACCUGCGCCAAUUGUUUGAAUGCUACUAUUCCAGCGUCCACGUCGUGCGUCUCCCAGACAAGAGCAGGUACGAGCUGUUACAUGAGCAGCGAGAUGUCUUGUACGAAACCAUACAAGACUGCUGCGAGCAGUCAUACAGAAAGAAGAUGUUCCGAGGGAUGCUGCCAGAUGUCGACCAGUUCUGGCUGUAUCUCUCGCUCGCAUUCAAUCACUUCUCCGAAACCCUUGAUGAGCCUUUUGACUACGUCAAAGCAUCGUUGAGACAUCGACCACCGCCGGACACUUUGAGGGACAAUGUGUUGGAAUUCGUUCUUCUCGUAGGCAAGAAGACAAAUCUUGAAGUGGAAGAGCUUUUCGCAAAGGUGACCGGGUUCAUUGCCUCAUGCAUUAUGCUUGACUCGGCAAGAAAACAACGUCAAGAGUAUCCACGAAAGCAAGAAGCAGAUUCGUACAAGAGUCUGUGCAGUUACGUCGUUCGAAGAUAUGUCAAUACCAAUGUGCAGUGUCAGUACAAGCACGAGGGACUUUUCCCCUGGCGUUGCGCACUGUACGCGGGAACCCACGACGAAAUGCAUCAGGGCUCGGCCGCGAUAGGCGUCACGCGGCAGAUUGGUGGUACCUUCAAACACAAAUUCAGUCCCAAGGUAUAUUCUUGGGAGAACCGCAUUGAGCAGCAACUGCGUGAGCUACACGACUCUGGCGAGUGGCGGACGAAAGAUUUGUCAGAUCGUACACGCGCGCACUGCAGAGCAGUGAAAAGUUUCUACAGCCAGCUGGGAACUGGCCUAAGCAAGCUGACCAGUAACUCAAUCUGCCUGUGUUGUUUGUUCAACCUUGCCCAGUUUCGGCUUCGAUGCGAACACUUCAUAUGCUUCGAGUGCGCAAUGGAGGUGGGCCACUUUGAAGGCGGCAAGACGCGGAUACGGGUCCAGUGUCCGAUUGAUGGUGGUGAAGUCACAACCAUUCAUACCAACCCCAUACACUCGGGUUUGAGGGUGCUCACUCUUGACGGUGGCGGCAUUCGCGGAAUUGUUGAACUUUGCACUCUCAGAGCGAUUCAGACGAGGUUGGGAAAAGUUCCGCUGCAGGAGUUUUUCGAUUUGCUUUCACUAAUAAAAAGAAGCACCGGUGGGAUAAUCGCACUAGCUUUUGGACAUCAGCGGCUUCCCGUCGACAAAUGCAUUUCCUUGUUCCGAGACCUGGUGAAGGACGCUUUUACACCUCGCAAGGGCCAAAAGCUCUACGGCAUUCGAUACAUUGAAACUAUGCUGAAGAAGAGCAAGUACAGGACCAGAACCCUUGAAGAUGCGCUGAAAAGGGCUCUUGGUGAGGAGCCUCUUUUUGGACCAAUCGACCCAGACGUGCGACCCCUGAAAGUGGCUGUCACAGCAACGACUGAAGCCGGCAGACUUCCGUAUUUGCUGUCAAACUACAACAUGGCGACAAGCUCAUUGAAGCGAAGUGCCAUUGAAUAUAGAAGAGACAGACCGGAGAGCCCGGACGAGGAGGUCCGGGUAUGGGAAGCUGCUCGCGCUACUUCGGCUGCCCCAGGAUACUUCAAACCUUUCGAACGGUCCUUUGUAGAAUUGAUGGACGGAGGAAUUCUUCACAACAAUCCGAUCAACAUCGCCAUGGAAGAAACGGCAAAAAUUGCCUUUCAAGAAAACCUGAACCAAAGACCAGACAUUGUCCUAUCUCUUGGAACAGGCAUGCCGUAUGAAGGUCUUCGCCGAUCCCGGUCAUCUGCUGCGCCCACGGGGCAGGAGAACCAAGAAAGACAACGGACUAGGGUGCCAUUCGCCAAAACACUUUUCACCCUGAUCAGCUAUCAGAUCAAACUCAACUUGGAUGCACAAAGCCAAUGGGAGAGAUGGAUGAGUAGUUUUUCUCAUCCAGAUGAUGGUCAGCUAUUUCGCGUCAAUCCAGACUUGAGAAAGGAGCCUCCAGCAAUGGACAAGGUGGAAGAAAUUGAACCAUUGAUACAAAGUGUCGACGGCUGGUUAGCUCAAAACAAUGACAUUGACGACAUAGCUCGUACCCUCGUCGCGAGCUCAUUCUACUUUGGGCGCGUUGGCAAUGCAGAAAGAGGCUCGAGGACUGGCGUACAGUUACGCGGGUUGAUAUACUGUCGACUGUCAGAGAACGCUGACAACAUCAAAGCACUCGGUGAAUACCUGACUCGCUCGGGAAACCCUUAG
Pestalotiopsis fici W106-1 is the source of this 3270-nucleotide messenger RNA. RefSeq lists its product as uncharacterized. Gene Ontology annotation, cellular component: membrane. The coding region runs from base 1 to 3270 and encodes 1089 amino acids. NCBI's taxonomy places the organism in Eukaryota, Fungi, Ascomycota, Sordariomycetes, Amphisphaeriales, Sporocadaceae. Gene Ontology annotation, molecular function: zinc ion binding. Gene Ontology annotation, biological process: arachidonate metabolic process. The record is from RefSeq and is a predicted model, not a curated record. The transcript has 7 exons.